Messenger RNA from Dermochelys coriacea (leatherback sea turtle), 2385 nucleotides. RefSeq names its product basic proline-rich protein-like. The transcript is spliced from 2 exons. Bases 1 to 2385 code for a protein of 794 amino acids. Lineage: Eukaryota; Metazoa; Chordata; Testudines; Dermochelyidae. The record is from RefSeq and is a predicted model, not a curated record.
AUGGCCCCGCGGGCGGCGCAGCUCGGCCCGGGCCGGACCUGGGUCAAGCGGCUCCGCAAAGCGGCGGGCUGGACCCCGCCACGGCCCCACACGGCCGCCGCGCCCCGCCCCGACCCCGCCACCGCCCCACACCGGCCCCACCGCCCCGCCCUGACCCCGCCACGGCCACACCGCCCCGCACCCGCACCCCCCGACCCGCCACGGCCCCACACCGCCCAGCGCCCCACCCGACCCCGCCCGGCCCCACACCGGCCCAACCGCCCCAACCCCGACCCCGCCACGGCCCCAACACGGCUCGGCGCCCACACCGGCCCCACCACGGCCCCCAACCGGCCCCAUCGCCCCGCCCCGACCCCGCCACGGCCCCACACCGGCCCGGCGCCCACCUCGGCCCCGCCACGCCGACACCGGCCCCAGCGCCCCACCCCGACCCGCCACGGCCCCAAACCGGCCCAUCGCCCGCAACGACCCCGCCACGGCCCACACCCGGCCUCGGCGCCCCACACGGCCCGCCACAGCCCACACCGGGCCCCACCCCGCCCCACCCGACCUCGCCACGGCCCCACACCGGCCCUAGCGCCCCGCACCGGCCCCGCCACGGCCGCACACCGACCGCGCCGCCACCCGACCCCGCCACGGCCCCAAACCGGGCCCAUCGCCCCGCCACGACCCCGCCACGGCCCCACACCCGGUCUCGGGGCCCCACACCGGCCCCACCGCCCCAGCCCGACCCCGCCACGGCCCCAAACCGGCCCCAUCGCCCCGCCCGACCCGCCACGGCCCACACCGGCCUCGCGCCACAACACCGGCCCCGCCACGGCCCCACACGGCCCCCACCGCCCCGCCCCGACCCCGCCCCGGCAGCACACCGGCCCCACCGCCCCACCCCGACCCCGCCACGGCCCCACCCCCGGCCUCGGCGUCCCACACCGGCCUCACCGCCCCACCCGACCCCGCCAACGUUCCCACGCCCCGCCCCGACCCCGCCACGGCCCCACACCGGCCCCAGCGCCCCCACCCGACCCCGCCACGGCCCCACACCGGCCCCAGCGCCCCGACCGACCCACGGCCCCACACCGGCCCCCAGCGCCCGCCCCGACCCGCCACCGCCCCACACGGCUCAGCGCCCCGCACCGGCCCGCCAACGGCCGCACACCGGCCACCACGCCCCCCCCCGACCCCGCCACGGCCACACACCGGCCCCAGCGCCCCGCCCCGACCCGCCACGCCCCACACGGCCCCAGCACCCGCCCGGACCUCGCCACACCGGCCCCAGCGCCCCGACCCGACCCCGCCACGCCCACACUGGCCCCAGCGCCCCCACCCCCCCCACCACGGCCCCACACCGGCCCCGUGCCGCACCGACCCCGCCACUGCCCCACACGGCCCAUCGCCCCACCCCUACCCCGCCACGGCCCCACACCGGCCCCAGCUCCCGACCCCGAACCCCGCCACGGCCCCACACAGCCUCGCCCCACACCGACCCCGCCACCGCCCCACACCGGCCCCAGCGCCCGCCGACCCGCCACGCCCCACACCGGCCCAGCCCGCACCCGACCCCCCGCCACGGCCCCAAACCGGCCCCAGCGCCCCGCACCGACCCCGCCACGGCCCCACACCGGCCCCAUCGCCCCACACCGACCCCGCCACGGCCCCUCAGAGGCCCAGCACCCCCACACUGACACCGCCCACCCCUACUCCGGCCCCAGCGCCCCACACCGACCCCGCCACUCCUACCCUACUCCGGCCCCAGCGCCCCGACCCGACCCCGCCACGGCCCUACUCCGGCCCCAGCGCCCCACACCGACCCCGCCACUGCCCCACACCGGCCCCCGCGCCCCACAACGACCCUGCCACGGCCCCACACCGGGCCCAGAGCACCCACACCGACCCCGCAGCGCCCACCCGACCGCCACGGCCCCCACACCGGCCCCAGCGCCCCGCACCGACCCGCCACGGCCCCUAACCGGACCCAUCGCACCCCACCCCGACCCGCCACGGCCCCACAGUGGCCCAGCGCCCCACACCGACCUCCGCCAUGCCCACACACCGGCCCCAGCGCCCCACAACGACCCCGCCACCGCCCCAAACCAGCCUCAGCGCCCCACACCGAACCCGCCACAGCCCCACACCGGCCCCAUCGCCCCACCGACCCCGCCACCGCCUCUCAACGGCCCCAUUGCCCAACACCGACCCCGCCACGGCCCCACACUGGCCCCAUCGCCCCACACCGACCACGCCACGGCCCUACACCGGCCCCAGCAACGCACACAAACCGAUCCUGCAUGGCGAAAUCACCUCACUAGCGGUCACAGCCCCCACACCCGGCCACGCGCCCCCACACCGACCCGCCACGGCCCGACACUAGCCCAGCACCCCAUAUGA